AUGAAGAAAAAUGGAAGUAAUCGUGUUAAAAAAGUUUCAAGUGAAGCAUAUGGAUUAUUGAAAACAAGUUUAAAGUAUCAAGUUAAAGAAUUUUUCGACAACUCUACACUUCAUGGAAUCCGUUACGUAGCUGAAAAGGAUCGUCCAUUUUUCGAAAAGUUUAUGUGGUUUUGUCUUGUUUCUGUCGGUGGUGUUGCAGCCUUUGUAAUUAUCGGAAGUUUAUGGGAGAAAUUUCAAACAAAUCCAACUCUUACAGGUCUUGAUACAGAUUUUCAUAAUCAACAAGUCUUCUUUCCAACUGUUACAGUCUGUCCUGAAUCUUCAUUCAGUACAAGUUUGGCUAACGAGACAAUGUUUGAGGAAUUUGCAAAAAGUGACAAUGAAAUUCUUGAAGAAUAUUUACCCGUUCUAAAAGCAUUACCAUCAUUAUCAUAUGAAACAUUUGGAGCCAUGUACGAGGCAAUUUUGAAUGUUUCGAAAAUUCAGGAUAUAAAAAACAAAAAUUUACGUCAAUUAGCAUUCAAAGUUGGUAUCAAGUGCGAUGAACUGCUCGAGAUUUGUAAAUACAAGGACGACGAAAUUACAUGUUGCGAUUAUUUUUUGCCAUUGUAUUCUGAGCAUGGAUUAUGCUAUUCAUUCAACACUCGUUAUUUUUCAACAUCCAGCAAUGAAACAAGAAACGAGCGAAUUAAUGAUCUUUUUGAAACAGACAAGAAAUGGGCACUGCAGUUCGUUCCGUCUGUGUCUUCAAGAAUCUUUGUACAUUCAAUCGAUGAAGUUUCCGGUUAUGAUUUCCGGCCAACCCUCGAACAUACAGUGGGUUUCUCGAUGAACUUGUUAAUUUCGAUGAAACAAACUUACACAACCGACGAUGCACGUCAGCUUACUGUCGCACAAAGGAAAUGCAUUUUUCCGGAUGAGAGGAGAUUAAAAUAUUAUAAAGAUGAUGCUUAUUCAUUUUCUCAAUGUAUGAAGCAAUGUCGUUUGGAACGUUCACACUCAUUCUGUCAGUGUAUCCCGCCCUUUUACGUUCCAGCAGCUGCAACAAACAAUUAUAGACAUUGUGGAAUUGAGGACUUUAGCUGCUUGGAGGAACUUUACAUUAUACAGAAAGAAAAAGAAGCACGUCCUAAAUCACAAUAUGAUCUCAGUUUGAGACUAAAACUUAAGGAAUCUGAUAGAUUGAAAAGUCUAUCAAUGCCCAAUAUUCAAACUGUGAGACCUGUUGAAUCAGCAGGGAGUAGUGGAGCAAGCAUACAAGUAAAAGCAUUCGAUAGUCCCAAAGUGCCUAUAAAGCACUAUUAUAUUGAUGGUCAAAUUAACGCCAUCAAUAAGAAAAUAGAAGAGAACACCAUUCUUAAUGGAUUAAGCAGAUUAAAUGUGAAAAAUAUUGGUAAACGAAAGUCCUUUGUUACGCAACCUCCUCGUCAAGUUACAUUUCGACCCAUACAGUUCGCUCCAUAUGCUCAUAAAAUUAAGCCAUUGGACAAAAAAUUCCGUAUUCGUUCACAAUCUGAGGGACCAGAUAUUAUUUUCGAAGGAUAUUUAGCGUAA
Chironomus riparius is the source of this 1554-nucleotide messenger RNA. NCBI's taxonomy places the organism in Eukaryota, Metazoa, Arthropoda, Insecta, Diptera, Chironomidae. The record is from the annotation of a GenBank genome assembly.